Euleptes europaea (tarantolino) is the source of this 3547-nucleotide messenger RNA. It is a transcript of the gene HNRNPU, whose product is annotated as heterogeneous nuclear ribonucleoprotein U. Gene Ontology annotation, biological process: positive regulation of attachment of mitotic spindle microtubules to kinetochore; positive regulation of transcription by RNA polymerase II; CRD-mediated mRNA stabilization. Gene Ontology annotation, cellular component: nuclear matrix; kinetochore; centrosome. Gene Ontology annotation, molecular function: poly(C) RNA binding; ribonucleoprotein complex binding; RNA polymerase II cis-regulatory region sequence-specific DNA binding. Bases 39 to 2522 code for a protein of 827 amino acids. The record is from RefSeq and is a predicted model, not a curated record. Lineage: Eukaryota; Metazoa; Chordata; Lepidosauria; Squamata; Sphaerodactylidae. The transcript has 14 exons.
CCGCCCAGACCGCCUCGAGCCCCCGCCGCGCCGCCGCGAUGAGCAGCUCGCCGGUGAACGUGAAGAAGCUGAAGGUGUCGGAGCUGAAGGAGGAGCUGAAGAAGCGGCGCCUCUCGGACAAGGGCCUGAAGGCCGACCUCAUGGAGCGCCUGCAGGCCGCGCUCGACCAGGAGGAGGCCGGCGGGGUCGGCCUGGGCAGCGGCGAGCCGGGCAACGGCAGCCUGGAGGAGCUGGGGGAGGCCGCGGCGGGCGGCGCCCAGGAGCUGGCGGCGGGCGGCGGCGGCUCGGGCCAGGCCGCGGCCUGCGACGACGACGAGGAGGCCGAGUUCGGCGGCCAGGAGGAGGAGGAGGAGGAGGAGGGCAUGGAGCUGGGCGAGGAGAACGGCGAAGGGGUGGCGGCCGGCGAGGAGGAGGCGGCCGAGGAGCUGGAGGACGACGAGAACGGCGACGACCAGGGCUUCCAGGAAGGCGAGGACGACGAGGAGGAGGCCGGCGCCUCCGACGGGAACGCCAACGGCCACGGCUCCCAGCAGCAGCAGCCGCCGCCAACGCACGGGGCCGCGGCCAAGGAGGCGGCCGGGAAAGGCGCCGGGGGGGCCGCGGCGGAGGCCUCGGGCUCCAACCCGGCGCCUUCGGCCCAGCCGGCCGCCAAGCAGGCCUCGCCCGCGCAGCAGCAGCAGCAGCAAAAAGCCGCAGGGCCUGCUCGCCAGGGAGGCGAGGGUAAAGCCGAGCAGAAACCUGGUGAAAAGAAAAGGGGUGUGAAGAGGCCACGGGAAGACCAUGGACGAGGGUAUUUCGAGUAUAUUGAAGAAAACAAGUACAGCAGGGCCAAGUCCCCUCAGCCACCUGUUGAAGAGGAGGAUGAGCACUUUGAUGACACAGUGGUUUGUCUUGAUACUUAUAAUUGUGAUCUACACUUUAAAAUUUCACGAGAUCGUUUUAGUGCUUCCUCACUGACUAUGGAAAGCUUUGCUUUUCUUUGGGCUGGAGGGAGAGCCUCAUAUGGAGUAUCCAAAGGAAAAGUUUGCUUUGAGAUGAAGGUAACUGAGAAGAUCCCUGUUAAGCAUCUGUAUACAAAAGACAUUGACAUACAUGAGGUGAGAGUUGGCUGGUCACUGAAUACAAGUGGGAUGCUACUUGGUGAGGAGGAAUUUUCCUAUGGAUAUUCUUUAAAAGGAAUAAAGACAUGCAAUUGUGAGACUGAAGACUUUGGUGAAAAAUUUGAUGAAAAUGAUGUGAUUGGAUGUUUUGCUAAUUUUGAUGGUGAUGAAGUGGAACUCUCUUACUCAAAGAAUGGGCAGGAGCUUGGAGUUGCUUUCAAAAUCAGUAAAGAAGUUCUUUCUGGAAGGUCCGUUUUCCCACAUGUUCUCUGCCAUAACUGUGCAGUUGAGUUCAACUUUGGGCAAAAGGAUGAACCGUACUUCCCCAUACCAGAGGGAUACACCUUCAUCCAAGAUGUUCCCCUGGAGGAUCGAGUUAGGGGGCCCAAGGGACCAGAGCACAAGAAAGAAUGUGAAGUGAUAAUGAUGAUUGGCUUGCCUGGUGCUGGGAAGACUACUUGGGUUACCAAACAUGCAGCUGACAACCCUGGGAAGUACAACAUUCUUGGGACAAAUACUAUCAUGGACAAAAUGAUGGUUGCUGGUUUUAAGCGGCAGAUGGCCGAUACUGGAAAGCUUAAUACACUGUUGCAGAGAGCGCCACAGUGUCUUGGCAAGUUCAUUGAGAUUGCUGCUCGUAAGAAACGGAAUUUCAUUCUGGAUCAGACAAAUGUGUCUGCAGCUGCGCAGAGGAGAAAAAUGUGCCUGUUUGCAGGCUUCCAGCGCAAAGCAGUUGUUGUUUGCCCAAAAGAUGAAGACUACAAGCAAAGAACACAAAAGAAGGCAGAGGUGGAGGGAAAAGAUCUUCCAGAGCAUGCAGUGCUCAAAAUGAAAGGAAAUUUUACCCUGCCAGAGGUGUCGCAAUGUUUUGAUGAAAUAAUCUACGUAGAGUUGCAAAAAGAAGAAGCCCAGAAGCUCCUGGAGCAGUACAAAGAAGAAAGCAAGAAGGCCCUUCCUCCAGAAAAGAAACCAAACACUGGUUCAAAGAAAAGUAACAAAAAGAGUGGUAAAAAUCAGUUUAACAGAGGUGGACAGAGAGGACGUGGUGGAUUUAACAUGCGUGGCAACUUCAGAGGAGGAGUCCCUGGAAAUCGUGGUGGAUACAACAGGAGAGGUGGGAAUAUGCCCCAACGUGGUGGUGGUGGAGGCGGCGGCGGCAGUGGUGGAGCAAUAGGCUAUCUGUACCCUCGUGGACCUGUCUUUCCAACCAGAGGUGGUGGUGGUGGAGGAGGUGGCUACUCCAACAGAGGAAAUUACAACAGAGGUGGAAUGCCCAACAGAGGGAACUAUAACCAGAACUUCAGAGGAAGGGGAAAUAAUCGUGGCUACAAAAAUCAGUCUCAGGGCUACAACCAGUGGCAGCAGGGUCAAUUCUGGGGUCAGAAGCCAUGGAGCCAGCAUUAUCACCAAGGAUACUAUUGAAUUCCCAAAUAAAAUGAACUGAUCCAUAUUUCUCAAAAACCUUCACAAGAAGUCGACUGUUUUCUUUAGUAGGCUAACUUUUUAAACAUUCCACAAGAGGAAGUGCCUGCAGGUUCCUUUUUUAGAAGCUUUGUGGGUUUGAUUUUUUUUUGUACAUUUUUAAUUGCAGUUUUAAAGUGAUUCUUAAGAGAACCUCAGCAUUGUGCACGAUAAGAGAAUGUGUCAGUAUUUCAGGGUUCUACAUUUUAUCUGUAAAAUGUGAUUUUUUUUUUACCACAACAAAAGUAAAAUGUUGCUUUGUAUCUGGUGUCCUCUUAUUAAAGGUUUUUUUCUCCUUUUUCUCCCCCUCCCCAAUUUCUAAGAAACAGUCGUGAGUCAUCAGAACAGAAAAGUGAGCAACCAGGCUUGUUGUGGCCCUAUGACUAUUGAUAUGUAAAUAAUGCUCAUUACACUCCAUCUUCCACUCCAUCCUCCCUAUGCAGUUUUUAGGUAUGGAAGAGGGAAGAGAAAUCAGAAAUCUUCUGGCAAUAAACUAGAGCGUUUAGGUUUUUAAAUAAUUUGGCAAAGGUUUGGGUAGAGGAAAGCAAACCUAAGGCUAAAUAGUGAAGGUGGAGUGUAUAAAACCUGGUUGCAUUUGUCUGUGAAGACUCAACUUGUGAAGGUACACCAUCGAUUUUUUUCCCAUUUGUUCUGCAUUUUGAUUCUGAAAGCUGGCUUUGCCCAUUUCUUAUUAAACAAACUUGUUGUAAAUCCAGUUGUCUAAUGGGAUCUAUAUGAAGUUAGCUGUGUGUCUGUAACCUUUUCCCCACAAAAUACUGUGUAUUUAGUGUGCUUGUAGUAGUAAACUCCACCGUUUUGUAAACAAAUGAAAUUGUGAUUCACCCAUUUUAUAUCUAAUUUUUAAUCAUGUUAGUUCUCAAAUGGGUGUGUCUCCUUAGCCUGCUGAUUACUACUUCUUUAAAUAGUGGGUGGAGAAAUUAACUUUAGACGUUUGUUUGCAAUAAAAUAAAAUCAUUUUACUCUUG